Heterobasidion irregulare TC 32-1 is the source of this 714-nucleotide messenger RNA. RefSeq lists its product as uncharacterized. The record is from RefSeq and is a predicted model, not a curated record. The transcript has 6 exons. NCBI's taxonomy places the organism in Eukaryota, Fungi, Basidiomycota, Agaricomycetes, Russulales, Bondarzewiaceae. The coding region runs from base 1 to 714 and encodes 237 amino acids.
AUGGCCGCACAAUUCGAAGAGGAAUUGCUGAAUUCUCUUCCCGCCAAGCACGGCCCCAUGCUCAAGCGCCGGGAGAAAGCUAGCGAGCAUUUCGAGGUUGUCAGCUCGAAGAAGCGUCAUACGGCAGCAGUUAGCAGCCGUGAUGGGGGCCGUUGGGAUGUAAUUGGCUCGAAGAUCCGAUACAGGGAUCGCGAGACUUGCCAAGUCAUGGAGGCAUCCGUGAUCGACGCUAGGUCCAGCGUUGUGUGCAAGUCGGAAUACCCUAGCGUGAUGCCUGCCGAUGGGAACGCAGAUAGCUGCAGGGAGUUCUAUAGGAAAUGUGAUGCUAUACUUGCGCUGCCGUCUACGGAUGAUGAAAAGUACAUCAUUCGUUUCAGGGUCUGGCCAAUUCGUGGAGGAUCUCCAAAGCGGCAAGAUUCGCGCAGAUUCUGGGAGGAUCUCGGAGACGUCGUCAUAUUGAAGUACCUCGCGGCGGCGGCUGCCACGCAAUUCAUGAUGGACUUUGAAAUCCGUAAAGCCACCGGUAAUGGUGGGAAGCGUUUUGAAGUUGUCGGCAAGAACAUACAAUAUGAGGAUCGCCGUAUGUCCCAAGUUCGGGAAGCAUCCGUGCUGGACGCCGGUUCCAGCGUUGUACAAGGCGACUACUACCGCAUCCAGAAUAGUGAAGGUCAGCAGAACACGAUUGCGAUGGAAGAGGUGAUAUCGACCGAGUGA